AUGGUGACGCUGUGCCUGCAUAUUGCGGGGAACGCUUCGUUGAACAGACCCCCCGGACAAACGAGCUGCGGUUGGCGAUGGCACCUUGGAGGAAACAGGGAUACCACGGUUGGUUCUUCGAUCGGAGAGCAAGCGGAGUUCACGAGGACCUGGCGGGGCUCCCUGUGUUCUCCGUGCAGCUCGGACGCCUUCAAUUACUUUAGCCUGAGCGGCAGAAAGCACAGCGUGAGUGCGACUUUCGUUGGGUUGGGGUGCUUGUCGCCAACUCUUCUACGACGUCUUCGAUCUUGGUACCUGGCUACGCUCGGGUUGCCGGGCGCGGCGUGGGAGUUGGACAUCUUGCCUCUCAUGGAAAUCAUUCGCUGGCUUCAGAAUGGGUGCAAGACAGAGAUUUCGAUCGGGGACAAGCAAACCGUGACGUGGUAG
Messenger RNA from Ectocarpus sp. CCAP 1310/34, 426 nucleotides. Lineage: Eukaryota; Phaeophyceae; Ectocarpales; Ectocarpaceae. The record is from the annotation of a GenBank genome assembly.